Uranotaenia lowii is the source of this 2010-nucleotide messenger RNA. Its product is annotated as FGGY carbohydrate kinase domain-containing protein. The record is from RefSeq and is a predicted model, not a curated record. The coding region runs from base 174 to 1814 and encodes 546 amino acids. Gene Ontology annotation, molecular function: phosphotransferase activity, alcohol group as acceptor; kinase activity. Gene Ontology annotation, biological process: carbohydrate metabolic process. Lineage: Eukaryota; Metazoa; Arthropoda; Insecta; Diptera; Culicidae. The transcript has 5 exons.
GACUAUCUUAUCAUUAUCAUUAAAAGCAAUAAACAAUAAACAGCUUAGUCGCGUAAUUUACAUUCUCUCGAAGGCAAAAGAUGCUUCGCGUAAAAAACUGUGCUCCACUUUAGUGUCAGCCGAGCUUCGAGAAGUGAUAGGUCCUGCUAGGAAGCGCACAAGACUUGUACAACAUGACACAAAAUUAUCUUAUCGGAGUGGAUGUUGGAACGGGAAGUGUCCGGGCUGCUUUGAUCACCAGCAAGGGCCAGGUAGUCCAGUCGUUUGUGAAGCCAACGAAAACCUGGAAUCCGCUACCAAAUCAUUACGAACAAUCUUCCGAUAACAUAUGGAGCGCAGUAUGCGAUUGUGUUCGUAAUGUGUCGGCUCACUGUGGCAAAGAUGAAAUCAAGGGCAUCGGCUUCGAUGCCACCUGUUCACUCGUCGUUAUAGACAAACAAGGACACCCACUAACAGUUAGCACAACUGGACAAAAUGAACAAAACAUCAUACUUUGGAUGGACCAUCGCGCGCAGGCCGAAGCAGAUUUUAUAAAUUCUACAAAGCACGAUCUUCUCAACUAUGUUGGGGGAACCGUCUCGCUUGAAAUGGAAUGUCCCAAAUUGCUUUGGCUAAAAAACAAUAUGAAACAAACUUGGUCCAAGGCUGGAGCGUUUUUUGAUCUCCCAGAUUUUCUAACGUACAAAGCCACCGGAAGCAUGACACGAUCCAUAUGUUCAACCGUUUGCAAAUGGAAUUUUGAUGCCGUGAAAAAUUCCUGGUCAACGAGUUUCCUUAAAGCGGUUGAUUUAAUGGAGUUAGCCAAUGAUAAUUUUAAGUUAAUUGGAGAAACGCUUGGUAAUCCGGGUAAUCGUAUAGCGCAGGGACUUUCACAAGAGGCCGCCGAUGCUAUGGGGCUCAAAAUAGGAACUGCAGUAGCGAUUUCAAUGAUAGAUGCCCAUGCAGGAGCUUUGGCUCUUCUUGGAUGUCGAUCGUCUCACACUAACCUCCCUGAAAGUCUGACCUCAAAAAUGGCAAUUAUUUGUGGAACGUCUUCGUGUCAUAUGACUCUCACCGAGGCUCCAAUUAUGGCACCUGGCAUUUGGGGACCGUAUAAAAACGCCAUUAUUCCAAACCUCUAUCUUAAUGAAGCUGGUCAAAGUGCCACUGGUGUUCUGAUGGAUUUCGUUGUCCAAACACAUCCAUGCUAUGAUCAGUUAGUAGAGCAACAUGGGAGCAUGAGUAAUAUAUAUAAAUUUCUCAACAAACAUCUAGAUGACUUGAAACAGAAGAAACAACAAAAAUCAGUGCAUCAGCUAACUGCAUCGCUACACAUGUGGCCGGAUUACCACGGUAAUCGUUCACCUUUGGCAGAUCCCAAUCUAAAAGGAAUGAUAUCUGGCUUAUCAAUGACCAGAGAUGUGGAUAAUUUGGCACACUUAUACCUAGCCCUAAUGCAAGCUUUGGCUUAUGGUACCCGCCACAUCCUGGAUGUUCUGGCCCGAUCUGGACGGGAACCGAUCCGUUCUAUACUGCUGUGCGGAGGUCUGAGUAAGAACAAUCUUUUUGUUCAAACCCACGCGGACAUUUGCGCCGUCCCUGUGUUGCUUCCGUAUGAAACCGAGGCAGUUUUGCUCGGAUCAGCCAUGAUGGGAGCAUGUGCUGCCGGUAUUUACCCAAAUUUACAGUCAGCAGCUCUAGCAAUGGGUGGAACGGCCGAAGUGGUGAAACCUGACCCAAGUGAAAUGAACCGAGAUUAUCAUGAACGUAAAUAUCGCGUCUUUUUGAAAAUGGUGGAAGAUCAACGGAAGUACAAUGAAAUUAUGACCGGGUGAUCAAUUUCAGGAAUUUUCUCUAUUCAGGAUACACGCAUUUCCUUUUUAAUUCAAUGUUUGCGUUCAAUUGUUUCCAAAUUUGUUUACAUUAGGUAACAGUUGUGAUCGUUAAAAUAACUAUCAAUUUUAAAUACUUGAAGCAUUAACAUUUAAGUAAUAAAUGCAGCUGCUUUUGUUUCAAUUUUCGCUCGACAAA